AUGGAAUCUGAAUCAUCCUAUUCUUUACCUAGUACUGUUGAUUGGUGGAGGGUGUGGCAAACUGCUAGAGGCCUUUCUCGUGAAAAGUUUGUGAACCCUGAUUGUUAUGAUUUGGAGUGGGUGGCAUAUCAUCGUAGACAUAAAGUUAUAUCAAGAGAUGAUACACCAGAGAGAGUAAUUGCCAGUAAACAUCCAUCAGAUUCCGCAUUUCUUCCUGAAAUUGAGAAGGACAUCGAACGUAUUCUUCAAAUUUCAAAAUCAUUUUCUAGGAAAACACCUUUGCUAACAGAAGAAGGUACAAGCUUCGUUGAACAUAUUAGAAAACAGCAUGAUAACGUUGAACCUGUAUGGUCGUCAACCCGUAUAAAAGAUCCUGCAUUGUUACUAUUACCACCAGAAGAACGUCUCUAUAUUGACGAUAGUUUAUCAGCAUCAAAUCUAUUCCCACCAUUCACAGAUAUUGGCUAUCCAAAAUUUAAAAACAAUCUUUUUGUGACUCAUGCUGGCUGGUCGUUUUUUGCAUAUGAUGAUAGUGUGUUUGUUAACAUCCUUGAUAGAUUACCAUCAGAAAGACUUGUGACUCAAUUUAAAGCAAGAUUCGAAGUAUCAGAUUGGUUCAAUAACUAUCCUGAUAUUGGGACCACUAACGCCCCUUUCUUCACCUUACAAGAUCCAGAAGUAUUGGGUGACAAUUAUGGGAAAUUUGAUAUCAAUUUUAUGAAAGUUUGCAGGUUUCUUAAUAAUAAUGUAUUGUGCACAUGUACAACAAAUGGAUUAGUGGUUAUUUAUGAUAUCAAGAAAAUAAUUAAGAAAUUUGAAUAUGCUUACCAUAGAACCCCUAGAGGAGACAAUACAAUAUUCACGGUUAUGCCGUUAUUAGUAGUGAAAGUACCCGAUAGUUGUUGGAGUGUUGAUAUUAUUGAUACUGAAGAAGUUAGUUAUAUUGCUGCUGGUAGUAAUAUGCAUGUUUUGAGUAUAUUUGCUAUCCCAAGAGAUCAAGAUCUUACAGAUCAUCUAGAAUCAUAUUCAAAGGAUAUACCGACUUUGCAUAACGUUCCCAGCUGUCAUUUCGUACCAAAUUCUGUAGAUAUGAAUGGAUUUGUUACAGUUGCAUAUACAACAAUAUUCGGUGAUACAUCCACAUUAAAAGUCAAAUAUUUCAAAAAUAAAAAAAGAUUAAGAGUUAUUGGAUUAGAUACUCAAUUUUUUGGUGAAAAUUGCUGGUCAGUAACUCCCUUAAAGAAAAAUGAUUUCAAAUCUGUUAACGAAUUUGAACUAUUAAACGCUAAUUAUUGUAAAGUCUUUAAGAAUUCUAUUCUAUAUUCGGUAAUUCAAGAUAGUAAACUAUUUGAAUUAAGCCCAGUAUCGGUUUCUCGUUCUGGUGAUUUUGGAGUUGGCGCAAUUUCAACUCAAAUACCUGUCCCAGUUUCAAAUUUAUCUUUAACUUUUAGGAAAUGGGAACAUAAGGCUGACAUUCAUUUACGUUUUACAGCUUUUGAUGAUGAAGGGAAAAAAAUAAAUGGAUUCUUUAAUUCAUCGGGCCAUCCUUUAGAUUUUGAUAUUUCAGUAACUAAUAGUACCACUUCCAGGGUAUAUGUCGGUAAAAGUUCGCCGUUACAGUUUUAUUAUUUAACCAGCCCAAAUGGAAACCCAGAACGUGUUAAAGUUCCUAAAAAAGGUUACCUCUUGGAGUACUGGAAAGAUUUGACUAACCAACCUCCAUCGACACCUUAUAACUCACAAGAUCAAUUCCAUUUUUCAACUCCCAUAGAAGAUACCAGAUUAACACAUUAUAAUUUAGGUAUCAAUGGGAAACGAAUGGUUCUACCAAGAAAAUUUAUUUGUAAAGAAUCUACAUACUACCCGAAAUCUUUAAUUACAAAAGGUGUAGUAUUAAUUAAAUCUGAAUAUUAUGCAAAUAAUGAAACGAUUGAUUUCAGUAAAAAAUAUUCACAUAUGUAUGCUUAUGAUUAUGACAAAGGGAGUUUUUCUGAAGAGGAAUCCGAAGAAGAAGAGGAUCCUUGGGAUACUGAUGAGCCCAUAGUAGGCCCAUUAAGUAGCCAAUUAGAUUGGGCUUUAACAAAUUAUGAAAUGAAAAUUGGUAGACUUCUUUAUAUAAUGAAAAGCUCUUCAGGAAACAUUUCAUCUGGCUAUGAAGUUAGUGAUUUAGAUGACGAUUUUCUCUUUGUUACCACAGCUACUAAAAUAUAUUUAGUGAAGGCCAAUCCAUUAGCAAUUACUUCGUUCACUAAAGAUGAUAUCUUUCCAAUAAAAGACGCAGUGCUAUGUGAGGAAGCAUUGGCCAACUCUAUGAAUAGAAUCAAUAUUGUUUGCCAUAUAAGAGAAUUAAAUUGUUUCGUUGUUGCUUCACAACUUGGCUUAAUUUCUAUCUUAAGAUUGACAGAAUAUAAUGGAAUUUAUUCAUUCCGCCAAGAGUAUAUUAAAGGUUGGGAAUCUCAAGCGCCUGGAGAACCUGACAAUAUCUGUGCAUUUGCAAGUCUAAACCAAUACAUGUAUGAAUGCUUUGGUGAUGAAUUGCGUCUACCUUAUCUGAAUAUAAUGGGCAUGGAUUAUAUGUACAUCCCAGAGAAUGAACGAAAUAAUACGGCCCCAUACGCCAUGCUAUAUGUGCUAGCAGGUCCUGGUAAUACCUUAUAUAGAUUCAAGAUCGCUUCUGGCAAAACCCCGUACCUAACAAAAAUUUAA
Molecule: messenger RNA, 2706 nt
Organism: Henningerozyma blattae CBS 6284
Lineage: Eukaryota; Fungi; Ascomycota; Saccharomycetes; Saccharomycetales; Saccharomycetaceae
Gene: CRT10
Product: Crt10p
Exons: 1
Coding region: 1-2706 (901 amino acids)
Source: RefSeq, a predicted model, not a curated record